AUGCAGUUGACUACAAGCCGACCAACCAGCAGUCAAGAAGAAAGGGCAAGAGACGAGGACUUCGAGAUCGAUUGGGUCCUGCUCUACGACUGUGAGGAUAUCGAUGCUACUNNAGAGGCUCAUCAUGCGAUUGAUGAGUAUCAGACGUUGAUCCACGACAUCGAGGCUUUUGGUCUGGAAGCAGAAGUUCGACAUGGACACGGCGCGACCAUCCUCAUAAUCAUCCGAACUCCUCGCAAUAAGCUCGGCAAUGAAGUCUACCGCUCGCGAGUCAAAGACUGGCUAUUUGGAAUCGUCCAUGUUCGUCCUCUGGGGGACAGUUCUACGGUCGUCGACGCUGCAACACCUUCCGAAGAAAUACGAUCUGUCUUCCAUCUGGUUACCUGGACAAAAGAGCAGGGCGGAGCAGGAGUGACUGCAAACUUCGGACAAUGGGAGCAUGUCACCGCAUCCUUCGCACCGCAUGCCUGGACUGCGAACAAGAAGCUGUUGAAACGGCUGUCUGCAAAAAUUAUCUUGGACGCAGAUGAUUUGGAUCAGAUCAAAGCACUCUUUGGAGAGAAGGUUGCCUUUUACUACGCCUUCAUACAAGCCUAUUCCUUGUUUCUCAUCGUGCCUGCUUCGUGCGGCACCUUGUUCUGGCUCUUCUCCAAACCAUACUCAAUCACAUUCGGGGCAGUUACAUGUAUAUGGAGCAUCACAUUCGUCGAGUGGUGGAAGAGACAAGAACUCGAUUUGAGCAUCAGAUGGAACGUCAGAGGUGUUGGCGCGCUCAAAGUCAAUCGCGUCCAGUAUACAUGGGAGAAAGAAGAGAUGGACUCAAUCACUGGUGAGGUGAAGAAGAUAUUCCCCGCUCACAAGCGUCUGACGAGACAGCUUCUGUUCUUGCCUUUCGCUGCGUUGGCUAGUCUGGCACUCAGCAGUGUUUUAGUCGUCACAUUCUUAGUCGAAGCUAUCAUUUCAGAUGUGUAUGACGAGGAAUUGGCAAGCUAUUGGGCUAUACAGUAUCUCCCGACAAUACUUCUCGCAGUUUCGUUGCCAUAUAUUACAGAGGCUCUGACGUCUGUUGCAUCACGACUGUCGGAACACGAGAACCAUCGCACGAAUGACGAGUUUGAACUGGCUCAAGUUCAGAAAGCCUUCGUCUUGAAUUUUGUCACCUCAUUCCUGCCACUCAUACUGACUGCUUACAUCUACGUGCCUCUCGGCUCAAGGCUCCUGCCACACUUUCUACCGGAUGCCUGGCAGUCGCAUGUUGCAGCCAAGGACUUUCGUAUCGAUGCCCAUCGCUUACAAGAAGAAGUCAUUUCGCUGUCCAUGGCUGGACAAGUCAUUAACUUUGGCGAGGAAUUUGUUCUACCAUUCUUGAAGCGACACAUUCAAGAAGCAUAUCGUCGAUACAAAGAUGCCCGACAGGAAACCUCACUGCACCAGCGCAUGCACUCUGAAUUUACAAAGACUCUCCUUAUCGAUGCUCCACAGGAGGCGACCCUACUAUAUCGGCUGCGCGCAGAGGCAGCUGCCACGCCUUACGAUGUACAAGAGGAUAUCAUGGAAAUGUGCGUCCAAUUUGGCUAUCUCGCCAUGUUCGGAAUCGUAUACCCGCUCAUGCCUCUGGGCUUUCUGAUCAACAACUGGAUCGAGCUUCGCGGCGAUUUCUUCAAACUUAUCAGUGAAUCACAACGUCCUCCUCCAAUCCGUUCCGACACAAUUGGUCCUUGCAUCUCUGCACUCGAGUUUCUGACAUGGCUGGGAAGUCUCUCAACUGCUGCUUUAUUGUAUCUGUAUGGCAAUGGCGAAGUAACCAACAUCCGUCUCGGCCACUUAUUGCUCACGGUGUUCAUCGCCGAACAAGCCUAUCUAGUCACAAAACUCGGCGUCCGAUUUGUCUUUGAUAAGAUCGGCUCAGACGCUGUGAGAACAGAAGAAGCCUCCCGCCGUUUGGUAAGAAAACGUUACCUCGAGACAUUUUCUGAAGAGGCGGCCGGCGCGUCCGCUCGUCAAGAAGCUCACUCAUAUACUGCAAACCAUAAGCGGUCUGUCCCUACAACGCCUACAGAUCCUGGGAAAAGGGGACAUCUGCCUAUUAUCCCUGAGGUUGAAGAAACAGUGGUUGUGAGAAGUGAGUACAAGACUGAAAAAGCCGAGAGGUUCUGGAAUGCUAGAAAGGAGUUUGUGGGGACAGCGGAGGCAGGAGUGAGGCUGAUCGUUGCGAUUAAGGGGAUGCAGGGAUCAAAGACUGGGGACGGUGGCGAUAAGUCCAAGUGGAUUUGA
This is a messenger RNA of Aureobasidium vineae, 2274 nucleotides long. The record is from the annotation of a GenBank genome assembly. NCBI's taxonomy places the organism in Eukaryota, Fungi, Ascomycota, Dothideomycetes, Dothideales, Saccotheciaceae.